UGUCAAUAAACCAUAGACAGUAAAAGCAAUAAACAGAAUUAGCAAUAGCAGGUGCCAUCCAUUGUCAUUUUAAACAAAAUGUAAAAUGUUUCAUGAUAGACAAUGCAAUAUAGUGUAAAUGGAUGGCUUCAUUAGUUAAUGUUGUAUCACUUGGUAGUUCUUUUGUUUUGGUAAUCGGCUUAUGUUAGCAUCUGUAACAUAAAUGGAGAUAUUUGAAGGCUAUAUAUUCACCGCUCUUUGCAGCACAAACUUUUUGAUAUCAUGUCUCUUGUUCUCCCAAAUAACGAGAGAACAGAGGGAGCCAUACAUGGACGAAAUAUUUCAUGUACCCCAAGCUCAGAAAUUUUGUGAAGGGAAGUUUCAUGAGUGGGACCCCAUGAUCACAACGCUUCCUGGACUGUAUUUGGCCUCGGUAGGGUUGAUCAAACCGGUGGUUUGGCUGGCCGACCUUACCGGGAAGGUAGUGUGUUCCACCGCUAUGUUACGAUUCAUCAACACGCUCUUCAACUGCGGAAAUCUCUACUUGCUCUAUCUCAUCGUCUGCAAACUCCACAUCAAAGACAAGUCCCGCGCGGCUUGGCGGCGCGUCCUCACGGCGCUGUCCCUCUCCUCCUUCCCCGUGCUCUACUUCUUUACCUUCCUCUACUACACGGACGCCGGCUCAACCUUCUUCACGCUCUUCACCUACCUGAUGGCGCUCUAUGGCUCCCACAAGGCUGCCGCCACGCUGGGCGUCUGCGCCAUACUGUUCCGCCAGACCAACGUGGUAUGGGUGGGCUUCUGUGCCGGCACCGUGGUGGCGCAGAGGAUGGACGAGACCUGGUUGGCCGAGCAGACCAAGAAGCGCGACCAGCGGAUGCCCACCGUGCCCCUCAGCGUCUCCGGCGCCAAGCAGCUGGCGCGCUUCCUGUGGGAGUUCGCCACGGCGCCCGCUAACCUUGCGGCGGUCGUCACGGCGACGUGGCCGUACCUCCUGGUGGCUGUCGGCUUCGCGGGCUUCGUGGCGUGGAACGGCGGCAUCGUGGUGGGCGACCGGAGCAGCCAUGAGGCUUGCCUGAAUUUCCCCCAGCUCUUCUACUUCCUGUCGUUCGCGCUGCUCUUCGCGCUGCCCGUCACGCUCUGCCACCAGAGGGUGCUACGGUUCCUCCAGUCGCUGCGCCGCCGACCGCUGCUCUACCUGGCGCUGACCGCCGCUGCCCUCCUCCUCGUCUGGAAGUUCACCCACGUCCACCGCUACCUGCUGGCCGACAACCGCCACUUCCCCUUCUACGUGUGGCAGCGGGUCUACCAGCGCCACCAGCUGGUGCGCUACUUCCUGGUGCCCGGGUACGUGUUCGCCGCGUGGACCUUCGUGGACACGCUCCUGCACGGCCGCUCGCUGUUCUGGGCGCUGGCGUUCUCCGCAUGCCUGCUGGCGUCCACGGUGCCGCAGAAGCUCCUGGAGUUCCGCUACUUCAUCAUGCCGUACCUGCUCUACCGACUGCACCUGCCGUUGGCCCCCACGCGCCGGCUACUGCUGGAGCUCGGGCUGUACACGGCCGUCAACGCCGCCACCAUCUACGUCUUCCUGCACAGGCCCUUCCAGUGGCCAGACAGCACGGCAGUGCAGAGGUUCAUGUGGUAGGGGCUACGACACACAAGACAAGAUACUGCAGAAGGCCUGGACUCAGACAGCAGAGCCAUGUUAGAGGCUACGAUUACGACACACAAGACAAGAUACUGCAGAAGGCCUGGACUCAGACUCAGUUAUUGUGGAUGACCUUAAAUAACCCUGAAUAAAUAAGUAGGUACUACGGUUAGAUGAGUCACAUUUUUGCAUUUGUGGGAUUUUUCAACCUGAGGCACAGGAUCCAGUGGAAAAAACAACAUAAUAACUAUAACUAUGUUAUGAGGUUUUUUUUUUUUAAUCUGUGCGAUAUAUAACCCACUAUACCAAAUGCCACUGGAAGUUGUCUCAGGGGUCCUUGCGCUGUUAUGUACAGGUCAGUCUCCACUAAUGUGAAGGGAGAUUGUUUAUUAUUAAUAUUAUUAUUGUAAUGUACUGGCUGGAAACUGUUAAAAUUGGAAAUGAAAACAUAACUUUUAGUAUCACCUUGUCAUUUCCACCAAGACAUUGGUUGUAUUGAUUUUAUUCAAGGUGAAAUGUGGAAAAAAAAAAAAACAAACAGGUAUAGCAGUCUGCUAAUAAUAGGCCGUGAAAGUAGAAAUAGCCAUUUGAAGAAAUAUGUAAAGGGGAACAAAAUGAAAUGCAAAUCUAUUUUUUUUUUUUUUUUUUACAUUUUUAUAUUGGUAGCAUUUCUGGUAGUAAGGCUAGUUUUUAGUUAUCAGCAUUUCAGAGUUUUGUCCUUACCAGACCUUUAAGUGUGAAAUCUCCCUGUGUUCAUCUCAAUUAGCUUAUUUGCCAUCUACCCAUGUGAAAUCUCCCUCUCAAUUAGCUUAUUUGCCAUCGACCCCAGAGUUAGAGAAGAGGAUACAUAUGGGUCUUUCCAUUAGUCUCGUACGCCCACCCGUACCACAUGUACGAAUGAGUUGCUAGCGCGAACGCUGGGGUUUGUAGUCUUUUUGGGAAGAUGGAUGCCACCAGGGCAGCAGCUGUCUCGUUAGUGCUGGACAUUGGUCUAGAACACGAGAACAUGUCCCUCAUUCUCCCUUGUUGGGUAUGGUCAAUGUGAAUUAAUAAUAAAACCUUUUUUUUUAGUAACUCUAUUUCGCCUAUUUCAAUUUCAACAAGUGCUGUCACGUUUCUCUCGAGCCACGAGGGGCAUUAACAGGAGGAUAGUCAUUGUUAUUGUUUUGUGCUACAAGUAGCCUCUUUAUCAAACCGGCUGGAAAACAAGUCAUUUUAUUGCACGCACAGCAAGACCGCGCAAUGCAUGAAUUGGUGACCGGAUUGAAGCAGCAAUGUAAUCUAGUGUGUAAGAGCAUUGCAUCGACAUUAAAAUGACCAACACAGUACAAAUACAAAGAAAAUACAUGUCAUCUCAUCUCAACUAUGGGCACAGCCAUGUUUGUCGUACAAGUGAGGGCCGCGGACCACUGGUUGAAAACCACUGUGGUCAUGAACAACACCCCCGAUCCAAACAGCCCCCCCCCACACACACACCCCAUUCAGUUUAGUUGUUGCUCUCUGAACCACUUGCCGUUAUAUACUGCUGUCUUCCAGGUUGUCAUAUGGCUGCUGCCCAAAAUAGUCCUCUGAUUUGCCUUGUGAGGCCGGGGGCUUUGUCGUAAGGUCGUACGGCCACCUUGGGGUACCCUCAAGAACUCUGGGUAAUUAAUUACACUUUCCAACUUGGGCGGGGGACUUACGAGACAAAUGGAAAGACGCAAUACUUCUUCUCUAAACGUACCACUAGCCUAGCUUAGCAUAAUUCACUGGAAGAUCGUUAGACUAGUUAGACUAAAAGGGAGUUAUAGGCUAAGAGGUCUAACCCAAUUCCGGUGAAUUAAUUCUUAAAAAAGGCGUGUUCCUUGAAAGCCUCGUAGCAUAUGCAAACUUGUUUACAUCUCCUAACUGCCUGUGCCUGUCUUCUGGAGAAGGUGUGUGACACACAUCUUAGCCUUUUUAUACCCCCGACAGAUUAUUUUGUGUCCUCGCCUGCUUGUUUGACACCUUGUCACCUUUCGGUUGUUAUGUUUUUUGAUCUGUCAAUUUCUUAUACUUAUUCCCUUUUCCCUCCUGGGAAUGUCCCAUUAUUAUGUGUUGAAUUCACUGUAUUUUUCCUUCAUUCAUGUUUCAGUCUUUGUGAUCAAGUGUUGAAGGUUUUAUAAUUCCAGACAAUUCCAAUAAAUUGAUGAUGAUGAUGA
Alosa alosa (allis shad) is the source of this 3807-nucleotide messenger RNA. RefSeq names its product ALG10 alpha-1,2-mannosyltransferase (gene alg10). Lineage: Eukaryota; Metazoa; Chordata; Actinopteri; Clupeiformes; Clupeidae. The record is from RefSeq and is a predicted model, not a curated record. The transcript is spliced from 3 exons. Gene Ontology annotation, cellular component: endoplasmic reticulum. Gene Ontology annotation, molecular function: dolichyl pyrophosphate Glc2Man9GlcNAc2 alpha-1,2-glucosyltransferase activity. Gene Ontology annotation, biological process: protein N-linked glycosylation; dolichol-linked oligosaccharide biosynthetic process. Bases 203 to 1624 code for a protein of 473 amino acids.